Messenger RNA from Macadamia integrifolia, 1033 nucleotides. Its product is annotated as Werner Syndrome-like exonuclease. Gene Ontology annotation, cellular component: nucleus; cytoplasm. Gene Ontology annotation, molecular function: nucleic acid binding; 3'-5' exonuclease activity. The record is from RefSeq and is a predicted model, not a curated record. Lineage: Eukaryota; Viridiplantae; Streptophyta; Magnoliopsida; Proteales; Proteaceae. The coding region runs from base 184 to 687 and encodes 167 amino acids. Gene Ontology annotation, biological process: nucleobase-containing compound metabolic process. The transcript is spliced from 2 exons.
AGAGAGAGAGAGAGAGCUAUGGGACUCAUUUAUCUAUCUUCUCCUUUUGCUUAGGAAGCCAUUUCUUAAAGAGUUGGAAGAGAACAUAGAAAGACUUGUACAAGUGACUUGGCUCCUGUUGUUAUGAUAAAUAGGUAAGAGUCCCAUCUGCUUUGAUACUAAACUAUUCACUGAAGAAGAGUCAUGACAACACAAAGAGUGCUCUUUGCUGGCAAUAUCAUAGAGACCACAGUCACUGACAAGGCUUCUGUUGCAGAAGAUUGGGUGAGUGACAUCCGCUCCAGAGACAAUGGAGAUCGGCGAGUCAUCGUUGGGUUGGACUGCGAAUGGAGGCCACACCCGAUUAGAUACAUGAGCAACACAACUGCUACCUUACAGCUCUGUAUCAAUGAUAAGUGUCUAAUACUCCAGCUAUUCUACAUGGACUACAUUCCCCAGUCAAUCAAAGAUUUUCUUAAUGAUCCUACUUUCACUUUUGUGGGUGUGGAGGUUGCAGAUGAUGCUGCAAAGCUUAGGAAUGAGUAUGGAUUGACCUGCAAUAGCACUGCUGACUUGAGGGCUCUGGCGAAGAGACAUUGGCCUGGCCGAUUCCGGCGGCCAUCAUUGAAAGAUCUUGCCAGUGAAGUGGUGGGUCUUUAUAUGGCUAAGCCUAGGAAUGUUACAAUGAGUAAUUGGGAAAACAGGUAACUUACUAAGGAGCAAAUUGAAUAUGGUUGUAUUGAUGCUUAUGCCUCUUAUAGAAUUGGUCAUAAGUUACUCAUGGAAAUGUGAUGGCUGAUAUUUCCUUAUUUGGAAAGAAGGUCUAAUGGAGUUGUUAUGGGCUGUUUGAGUCAUCAGUACACUAAGAGCUUCAUGCUUUGCUUUUGAAAGGUCUGGUUUUGGGAUUUGUAGGUGUGAAAUAUAUUGGUUGUUUGAGUCAUCAGUACAGUAAGAGCUUCUUUUGAAAGGUUUUCUUGCUUUGGAGUUUGUAGGUGUGUAAUGGGUUUCUAUAGUUCUCUAGUUUUAUAUAUGAUCCAUUGCAGGAUUGAUAUAA